Octopus sinensis (East Asian common octopus) is the source of this 2346-nucleotide messenger RNA. Its product is annotated as MYCBP-associated protein-like. The transcript is spliced from 22 exons. The coding region runs from base 138 to 2243 and encodes 701 amino acids. The record is from RefSeq and is a predicted model, not a curated record. Lineage: Eukaryota; Metazoa; Mollusca; Cephalopoda; Octopoda; Octopodidae.
GAGAAGUGAGAUGACAUUUAUGACGUUACCAAGGUGAUCAACAACUAAUAUAGAUAUAAAACCGUUCUGAUUGUUGAGGAUAUUUAUUUUAUGCUAAGUCUAAUUUUAAUUCAUUUUUUUCUAACUACACUGAGUCAAUGACUACUGGACUCUCUGAAGUCACUUUACAGCCACCAAGCAUGACGGUAAGAACAGUAAAAUCUAGAAAAGUUCUUGUGAAGAAGAAAAUCUUAGCGGAAGUUAAGAAGAAAAAUCAAAAAAAAUCUGUGGUAACUAAAAGUGCCAGUCCAGAUGCUUCUAUCAAGCCUGACAACUUUAUUCAUGGUCCACAGUUUGAUGAUAUUGGCCGGUUAAUACCACACUCUAUAGCUGGAACUUAUGAAGAUUUCUGUACAAUAGCUAUUAAAAAUAAUUUUCCAGUCCCCAAAUGUGACGAUGUUAUAAGCAGCCCAGAUUUGUCAUCUAUUGACAGCACUAGAUCAUUUCAACAACCAAUGGCUGAUUCCCUAGCACUAUGUAACUGGUACCAAAGAAAUGUGGAUCAAAAGCAACAGCAACUUUAUCUCAGCCAGCAAAUUCAAAGAGACCCAGCUGAUUUAGUAAUGAAUCGAGGAGAUAGUCUUGGAAAUAGGAAAACCCGUGAAACAGAUUCAAUAGAAUGUCAUUCACCAGUUUCAUUUUGGAAACAACAAAAAAGAUUUGGCGAUGCAUUAAAGGGCAUACAUUCAACCCUUGCUCUGAGUCAAACAUGCCAUGCAGUGUAUGAACAAGUUGGGAUUUCUGAAAUGAUUCUAAAUGAAAAAGGUGUAAUUCAACCUAAAAGUUUAAGGCAAACCACAGACAAAGACAGCUUUAGACUUUCAUUACCAAAAUUUAAAAAACAGAACACCAUUGUGCCGGAUUUCCAAUAUCUUCAAGUGAAGGGACAACCAAUUGGUGGGCCAUCUGAAAAUGAAACAGUCCAUAGUACAGUGACGGAUUCAAAAGAUUUUGCGGAAGGAUUACCAAAAGCUACAGUAGCGAGUAAGCAAAGUACAAUGGCUUCUGAAGUUGCAGAUGACGAAAAUCUCAUAACUGGUCCAGCUUUACUACUCAAUGGUCGACAAGUGAACUGGUUCUUGGACCCUAAUGACCCACCAGAAAACAGUUUGGAAUUCAUGUUCUAUUUUGAAGCACUUCUUGAUCAAAAAGACAAAUCUUGUAUGUUUAUUCAGAAUAAUGGUACCACAGCUAUAUUUUACAAGUGGAAAAAACUUUUCAAAGACAACCCGUUCAACCCUUUCCAAAGACAACACCAAUAUUUCUAUUUCAAUGAUUCAGAUGGUGUCAUUUUACCAAAUCAGACAAUAGAAUUCCCGUUUACUUUUAAAUCUCCCCAAAUUGGGAUUUUCUAUGAAGUGUUGCAGUUUGUCACCUUUCCACAGUUACCUCGUGUUGUUAUAUCACUACAAGGGAUCAUUAAACCACUGGACGUAUAUUCUGUUUCCCGGAGUAACCUAUCGGAAUAUUUAAAUGCCAAAGUGAAAAGCCGUAUGGCAGAAGAGUUUGUUCUGGACAUAUGUAGGUCAGUAUGUUCUAGGGUGCAGGAAAGUUACCCUGAUGACUUCAAGGUGAAAACCGAACACACGUUCAAACUCCAAAACCCCCAUCUGAAUUAUGAUGACAGGGCUGUUUCCAACUUGGCAACGAUAUAUUCUUCUAUUUUCCCAAAUGCUGAACAAAGUGGAAAGCAUUGGAAUUACUCUGUGAAUGAACUUGUAGAGUGCAUUAAUGCAAUGGAUGAUAGUGAUGAAAAAGAAUGCUUUCUCUACAAAGUUGAGGAAUCUGUACAUCAGAUGCAAUUUUCAACAGACACCUACAAGGGAAACAACCAUUAUUAUUAUGUGUUCAUUUUGCUAGUGGAUGGAAUGAAUUUGCUAACCAAACAGUUAAAUGCAAUGUGGCAAGCGUUUCAACAGCGGCAAUCAUGGGGCCCUGCCCUGAAAUCUCCUGUUGACAAAACUGACUCAGUAGUUAUGUAUUCUAGCCCUGCUUUUGGCAGUGCGAGAAAACUGGAGGAUUUUCGAAAGAAAAGGAACGGCAAGAAAAUUACAGGUCUGCAUCGGAAAACACUGACAAGUGAGAGUGGAAGCAGUCCGGAAGUGCUUAGACUUCGGACAAAAAAGAUGUACAUAGAGGUCUAUGAUAUAUUAGUCCGGACAGUUGAUAACAUAGAAAAGGUGCUUAAUGAAAUUCAAUCUUAAGAAGAAUUUACCAGCCAGCCUGACGGAAAAUUGCAUACACACACACACACACACACACACACACACACAAACGCGUGCACACACACACAUGCGCAUGCAUACA